GUGAAUAACAUCAGACUUUUCAAAUGAUCAUAAAUCAAUCAAUUUUCUCCACAUCAAUCACGACUCAAAAUCUUAUCAAUCGUCAUCAAUCAUAAGUUUAGCUAAUAAUUCGAUAAUAUAGUAAGUUUUCGCAUUGAUGCUAUCGCUUUACCUGCUUAAUUAAUUGAUUGAAAAGUUUGUCUUGAUCUCUGGACUUUUUAUCGAUCUAUCGCGAAUUUGAUCCACCUUACCCUCCUCAUUUUCGUCGUGGCUCCUCUUCAUCCUCCCCAAAGUCGUGGAAAUCCCCUCGAAAGCUGGCGAGGAGGAUACCGUGGCAUGAAUACUCCUUCAGCCUAUACGCCUCUCGAAUGUUUAUUGUUAUUCCAGUCUUUAGUCGCAUAUGGCACUGAUCCAAACUCGUUCGUUCAAAUUUCCCAACUCUUGACAAAUAAUUCCUUGGUUAAGGAUGGGGAGACCUACGAUGCCGGAAGACUGAGCGCGGAAUUACUGGGGGAUCUAUAUUUACGACUUUUGCGGGAGGAAUUAAAAAAUGAUGCCGAGCAAGAUGUGCAGGAAGAAAAUGGACCAGCACCGUCAAAAAAACGAAAACUCUCAAGCCCACCUUUACCUACAAUAAAGGAUGCCCAACCCUACCGAGAAAAACUGCCAAUUUUGGUUGAGAGAUUAUAUGCGCGGUAUAGAGAUUAUAUGGUACGCGCGAUCAGGGAAGAUGAGGAAAAUUACCGGGCUAUUCAACGAGAUAUUGCCGCGAUUGAGAGGGGAGAUUGGGAUGAGAGAAUAUUAAGAGGAGAGCGGGCUGUGAUUGAACAAAAUGGACAUAGACAAGCCGAAGAUGCUGGCACGAAGCUGAAUGGUAUCACUAGCAGUGUUCUUAACACGGAUGAAGGUAAAUCACAAGAUUCCAAACCUCUGGAUAGCAGACCACAGGAGCCACGGCCGACAGAACCAAAGCGUCUGGAGCCCCAACUUCCACAAAUCAAAUCUUUUGAGAUAGCUAUUCCUCCACCCUUACCUCAAGUUGUAAGAGAGCAAUCAAGAACAAAAGCAUCUCCGUCUCCAGGCCCUUCGCCAAGAACCGAAGGCCGACCAGAAGGUUUGGCUAUCAGUGAUGUUUUAAACUCUCAAAAUUCCACUCCCAUUCCCCCACAAAAGCAUAUUACGGAACAGCAACCUCGAAAUGGCACGCAACAUGGGGCGCCACCAAUGGCUCAUCAAAGAUCUGGCAGUCAUGGCAGUCACGGCCCUCAUGGUCCGUCUCCUUUACAAAGUCAAGCUCAUUCGCCUCAACUUGGUCCUCCUCCUUUGCAAUGGGAGCCACCAUUUCACCCUGGCCCCAACCCUCCACAAUUUCAUAACUCCCAGCCUGGAUCGCCACAUCCAUCUCCGCACUCCCAAUUUUACCCUCCACAAUUUCCUCCACAUACAUAUCCUCCUCAUUCAUACCCUUCUCCUAACCACCGGAAUUCUCUACCUAGUCCACAUUUACCUCCGCCCCAUCAUUCUGUACCAUCUUCUCCAUUGAACCCUCAAUAUCAACAAGGUGUUCUUUUGCCACCGCCUCAUACGAUGGGCAGGUCCCCAAGCACGUCUGGCACGCAGCUAGAUACGUUGGCAGACAUUGCUGGACAACAAUAUCGUGCAGCUUCCGGUUCUCCUAUGCUUCAGCAAGGGCCAUUACCUCCUGUAUCCCUGCCUCAAGGAUCUAUGUCACAUGUUCCGCCUCAUAUUCCAUAUACGCAUUCCUUCCCACCUCCACCCCCACAAAGACCUCUGUCUUCGACUGGCCAUCCUCCUCCACAAUGGAAUACUCCCUUCCAACCGCCGUACCCGGUACCAAACUAUCAAUUCAAUGGACCGCCGCCCAAUAACCGACCACCUUUCCCCCGACCAGAACUUGUUGCUCUCGAGAACAGGCAAUAUAAUUCACCAUACAACGCAAAUCAAAGUCCACGGCCCUCCCUACCUACGAAUACUCCAAUGCAGCACAGGCCACAAUUACCACGACCUCAUACUCCGUUAUCUCAAGCACCUCAGUCAUUUAUGACUGGAAGUGGCACUAAAUGGACUCCAAGACCAUCUGGGGCUACUCCAAGAUUACCUAGAGAGCCUUCCCGCCCUCAAAUCGAGCCUCUUAGUCCUGUUUUAAAACCUAAAGUGUUAUCUCAAUCCGUGGAGAAGUCGUCACAUAAGAGAACACAUUCAAAGCAGGAUUCCGCAAAGACAGGCAAGCCACAUACACCAAGCACACUACGCAAGCGAGCCGGCAGCACAACCUCAACUCCUACUACAGGACCAUUCAGAAGGAGUCAGUCGGUACAUUCACAUGCCGACGAACUCUCUUUGGACACUGAAAACUCUGGUCUUCAUUUUAAACAAGAAGUCGCGACACCUCGUGGCGUUGGUGAUGUAGCAGAUAUUGCGGCUGAUGAAAGUACCAGUCGACUAUCUAAAGUACCACAAUCACCUCGUCAAGUGAUGAAGCGAAAGCGCCUUGAUAGUCCUGAACUUAGGGAGCCACGAGGGCCACCUCUUUUUGUUCUAUGGACUCGCGCUUUUCCAAAGAUCAGUGUCUCUGCUCUAGAAUCCAUUAGUGGUCAUCGAAAUGCGAGCACAUUUGCAAAUCCGGUCAAGGAACGCGAUGCUCCAGGUUACAAAGAUCUUAUUCUUCGUCCACAAGAUCUCAAGUCUAUUCGAACAGCCAUUACAGCUGGACAUAAAGCUGCAGCGGCUGUAGCAGCUGCUCAAGCUGCACCUGACGAUCAAGGUCAAUCAAGUGCAUGGCUUCCUAUCUCUGAAGAUUUAAUUCCUCCAAAAGGCAUAAUAAAUUAUGCUCAAUUUGAAAAAGAAUUGAUGCGAAUGUUUGCCAAUGCUAUUAUGUUUAAUCCAGAUCCAGAUCGUGGAUUUGGAAAAUCAUUUGAAAACAAGAAGAAAGAGUCUGAAAGAGGAGCAGUGUAUGAAAUCGAUGAAAACUCAUUGGUGAAGGAUACAAGAGCCAUGUUCAUGGAUGUCGAGAAAGAUAUCGGCGCUUUAAGAAGUGCAGAGAGGAGAAGCGAAGAAGCGGCUGAAAGAGAAGCUCUUGGUGGUCCUUGGGGUGUUAGACAUAUAAUUAAUCAUGUGGCUCCUGAUGAUGAUGAAGUUGAUGAAUUGGCGGGGGAUGGUGAUGCGGGUGUAGGUAACGGUGGUGGCUCGUUAAAAAGAAGAAGAAAAGUGUAAGGAUGCGGUUUCGCUUGUAGUAUUUAUUUUAACACUUACAAGGGUUACCUACUUAUGUAUGUAUAUAUCAUUGUGCAAUGAGAUAAGAUAUAUGUUAAUGAAAAUGAGAAAUUUCCUCAUAUAUCUCAUCUAUUU
Molecule: messenger RNA, 3348 nt
Organism: Sclerotinia trifoliorum
Lineage: Eukaryota; Fungi; Ascomycota; Leotiomycetes; Helotiales; Sclerotiniaceae
Source: the annotation of a GenBank genome assembly